Molecule: messenger RNA, 2313 nt
Organism: Musca domestica (house fly)
Lineage: Eukaryota; Metazoa; Arthropoda; Insecta; Diptera; Muscidae
Product: organic cation transporter protein
Exons: 3
Coding region: 392-2047 (551 amino acids)
Biological process (GO): transmembrane transport
Cellular component (GO): membrane
Molecular function (GO): transmembrane transporter activity
Source: RefSeq, a predicted model, not a curated record
GUGGAACUUUAGUUGUGUUAUAAAUGCGUUAGGUUUCGCACGCGAAUCGGUCGGCGGUUGGCUGCUUAUUGGCCACUUCAGAGAUAUUUGUUUUCUUGAGUUAAGUUCGGAAACGGAUUUUGAAACCGAGAAGAUUACAAUCGAACGUUAUUAACGUUAUGUGCUGAUUUAAAUGUUAAUUCAAUAACAAAACGCGCUUUACUCUUGGCCACACAGUAAAUAAUUUCGAUUGGUUCGUGUGUUCGUCUCAGAUUUUCAAAGGUUUAAUAACCCCGGAUAUGUGAUUUUUGGCGAAACACUCAUUUCAGUAUCUGUAAUUAAUAAACUUUAUCGGUGAAGUUCUCAACGAAGUUGCAUUUCUAAACAGACAGCCACACACAAACGCACAAAAAUGGCUGUUGAUUUCGUACUGGAAGAUUUAAUGGGCAAAUUAGGGGAAUUCGGACGCUAUCAGGCAUUCCAAUUCUUCUUGCAAGUCUUGUCCGCUCUUACGGCUGGUCUUCACAUGCUCUCACUUGUUACCGUACAAGCUGUGCCCGAACAUCGAUGCUUCAUUGAAGGUGUAGACAAUUCCAGCUUUUCUUAUGUCCCAUGGAAUUCAUCAGACAUUUUGGCAGCUAUUCCUUUGAAGGACAACGGCGAAUUGGAUUCAUGUCACAUGUACGAUAGCCAGAACAACACUGUAUCGUGCGAUUCGUACGUUUACGAUCAGACCUACUACGAGACGUCGCGGGCAAUCGAUUGGAAUUUCGUCUGUGAACGUCGUUGGAUGGGUAGCAUAGUUCAGACGGUUUUCAUGUUGGGCGUUUUCACCGGGGCCGUUACGCUCGGCGGCUUGGCCGACAAGGUCGGUCGCAAAACGGUGUUCUGCUGGUCAGCCCUGUUGCAGCUGAUCAUCGGCGUUUCGGUUGCAUUCAUUCCCGAAUAUUUCUCAUUUAUGGUGGCACGUUUUCUUUUGGGCAUUUUCGGCUCGGCUGGAGCCUAUAUUUGCGGCUUUGUGCUGACAAUGGAAUUGGUGGGACCGAGUAAACGAACUGCCUGUGGCAUAGCCUUCCAGGCCGUCUUUGCAGCUGGUAUAAUGUUGGUUGCUGGAUGGGGUGCCUUGAUUAAGGACAGACAGUUUCUACAAGUUGUGUAUGGCCUUCAUGGUGUGCUCUUCCUGGCCCAUUGGUGGCUUUUGGACGAAUCUCCCCGUUGGCUGUGGAUGCAAGGUCGUGCCGGAGAAGCGGUGGAUAUUGUGGCCAAGGGUCUAAGAAUGAAUGGAUCUGGCAUUCCCGUCGACAAAGAAUACUAUGUACAAAAAUCAAAGGCCCAACAAGCAACAGAGGAAAAGUCCAGUGCUGGUCUAAGUGAUCUCUUCAAGACACCAAACUUGCGCAUCAAAACUUUGAAUGUUUGUCUCUGCUGGUUCGCCAACUCCCUCGUCUACUACGGUCUGUCGUUGAGUGCUGGCAAACUGUAUGGAAAUCCAUUUUUGAUAUUGUUCAUAAUGGGCCUGGUCGAAUUCCCCAGUUACUUUACCAUUGUUAUGGUACUCGAUCGAUUGGGCAGGAGACCGAUUACAAGCACCUUGAUGAUUGGCGGAGGUAUAUGUUGUAUUGUGGCAGCUUACAUUGCCCAAGGUAGCACCACAUCCACAGCCAUUGUUAUGGUAGGAAAACUCCUGAUUGCUGGAUCCUUUGCUGUCAUCUACAAUUACUCGGCGGAACUCUUCCCAACGGUUGUGCGCAAUUCUGCCAUGGGCUUGGGUUCCAUGUGUGCUCGUCUGUCCGGCGCUCUUACUCCGCUUAUAACACUGCUCGAUUCCUUUGAUCCAAAGAUACCUGCUGUUCUAUUCGGCGUGAUAGCACUUAUUUCUGGGGUGUGGGUAAUGUUCUUGCCGGAGACCAUGAACAAACCUAUGCCCGAGUCCAUAGAAGAUGGUGAAAACUUUGGACGAGGCGACACCUGGUUUAGUCAGUGUGCUGGCAGAAAGCCCAACAGGGAUAGAAUUUACCAAGAUGAUCCGGAACAAAUGGUGCCCCUUAAGACCAUUGAGAAGAAGUAAAAAGGUAUCUAUCAAACACGCAUAUCACUCAGAAACUCAAAUGGCUGCCCUAGACCGAGCGUUUUUUUUUUAGUUUUGGACAUUCCAAUACAUUCCUGUUCUUGUUUUUUUUUAGUUCUUUGUUACAUAAAUAUGUAAGCAUUCAUUGUAAAUUGUAUUGUUACAGACUUGUUUUUUAUUGGUCAAAUAUUUUAUACAAAGUUCGAACUAAUAUUUACGGUCUACUCUAAUUAGAUAAUAAUAAAUUGAUAUUUGGAUGAAAUAAA